CUCUUUUCCAACUCAGCUUUCUCUUUCUGUCUUGCCGUUACCAUCUCACAUUAUUACUCUCACAACGAUCUACGAAAAAUCUAUUCCACAUUCUGUCGUCGAAGACAUACAAAUUUGUAUUGCUCCAGCCUUGAUCCUUGGCGUCAUGCUUCUUCGUCGACUUGCUGUGGUAGUUCCUCGCUCCACAAGGUUCUUCAGCAGUAAAGAUAGCCGUGACCUUGCAAGCACCAUAGCUGAACUGAAUAAGGAAAUGGAAUCAGUCUUUGGUGAACCUCCUCCGAAUGAAUCUGUCAAUUCUGGGAAUAAAAGUUUCAUGGGUCAAGACUCCCAACAUAAUUCUCAUGUGAUUUUGGGUUCUGCUAGUAAUAAGUUUAUGGCUUAAGAACUUUACUCUAUAUCUCAAAAUUUAGAUGAAAAUGCUCUGACCCAUGUUGGCAGCACAGGGAAAGCCCAAAUGGUGGAUGUCUCACCCAAAGAAAAUAGUAGUAGAACUGCUACUGCUAGUUGCAAGGUAGUUUUGGGUAAGAAGGUGUUUGAUUUGGUCUUGGCCAACUAGAUGGCUAAGGGAGAUGUUCUUAGUGUGGCAAAAAUUGCUGGCAUAAAUGGUGCAAAGCACACCAGCACUCUAAUCCCACUAUGUCACAACAUCAUUUUGAAUCAUGUUCGAGUUGACCUAUCACUCAAUCCUGAGGAUUGUGUUGAGAUAGAAGGAGAAGCAGCUUGUAUAGGUAAAACUGGGGUUGAAAUGGAAGCGAUGACAGCUGUGAGUGUUGCAGGAUUAACAGUGAAUGACAUGUGCGAGGUAGCUUCAAAAGACAUCCAGAUCACAGAUAUGCGGCUUGAGUGUAAAACUGGUGGGAAGAGUGGAUACUGGUGCAGGGAGAAAUGAUGAUGUUUCAAAAGAAGAUUUUGACGCAGAGUGCUGCCAAAUGUUGUGGAGAUUAGUGUUUUAGUGGAUAUUUGCAUUUUUCAUCAGAAUGGAAAUAUUCCUCAUUCUUGUAAACAUGAAACUUGGAGGCAUAAUUCAUGUUCUCAAUUCAAAUUUACAGUCAGAGGUAUGAUAAUGUAUGACCAAUAUGCAAGUUGAAACUAAUCUUACCUCUUGCUAAUUUUUUUUUGAACUUUUUAAUUG
Molecule: messenger RNA, 1132 nt
Organism: Durio zibethinus
Lineage: Eukaryota; Viridiplantae; Streptophyta; Magnoliopsida; Malvales; Malvaceae
Product: cyclic pyranopterin monophosphate synthase
Biological process (GO): Mo-molybdopterin cofactor biosynthetic process
Source: RefSeq, a predicted model, not a curated record